Xylaria bambusicola is the source of this 2496-nucleotide messenger RNA. Its product is annotated as SNF2 family N-terminal domain-containing protein. The transcript has 6 exons. The record is from RefSeq and is a predicted model, not a curated record. Gene Ontology annotation, cellular component: nucleus. Gene Ontology annotation, molecular function: ATP binding; ATP-dependent chromatin remodeler activity; DNA binding. Bases 1 to 2496 code for a protein of 831 amino acids. Lineage: Eukaryota; Fungi; Ascomycota; Sordariomycetes; Xylariales; Xylariaceae.
AUGGGCACUUUCACGGAGCAGCAAAUGCUCACCGAGGAAAAGAAAGCACAAGCAGAAAACACACGGGCCGAAGCGAAACGCUUGGCUGCGCGCAGGAAGCGAAAGAAGACAGAGUUGUCUCCCCAGGAAAGGGCUCGAAAAGCUAAGGAGCUUGACGAGCUCCUGCGCAAAUCCAAGAUCUUCAGUGACAUCUUGACUCAAAAGACGAAAGCGCUUGGCCGAGUUGGCCGCGACUUUGAUAACCAGGCUCUUGCAGAUGCGGGAUUGGCACUCAAGGACCAACCCAAAAUAAUGUCGGGGGGCACCAUGCGAGAUUACCAGCUGGAAGGCCUCACAUGGAUGUAUGAGAUAUGUCUCCAAGGCAUGAGCGGUAUCCUAGCGGAUGAGAUGGGUUUAGGUAAAACUAUACAGGUUAUCUCAUUAGUUGCCCUCUUGCGAGAACAGGAGGAAUAUUUCGGCCCCCAUCUUGUCAUCGCCCCUCUGAGCACUCUAUCAAAUUGGCAGGAUGAAUUUCGAAAAUGGACUCCAACUAUUCCGUUUGUUUUGUACCAUGGAACCAUCGAGGAGCGCCAGCAGAUAUUUCGAGAUAAGAUCAUGAAACACUAUCAGAAAGGCAGUCCUACUCAGAGGUUCCCCGUUGUAUGCACAUCAUAUGAGAUGGUUUUACGAGAUCGCGCAGCCCUUUCUAAGAUUGAUUGGGCAUUCAUUGUUGUGGAUGAGGGACACAGGAUGAAGAAUGCAGACGCCAAGCUUUUCAGAGAACUUCAACAAUUCAAAUCAGCUACUCGCCUACUCAUCACGGGAACACCAUUACAAAACAAUUUGAAGGAAUUGUGGUCGCUUCUACACUUUCUGAUGCCUGAGACCUUCCUAGAUUGGGAGGCGUUUGAGGUUUGGUUCGAUUUCAGUGACCUGCAGGAUGAAGAAGGGACGGCUCAAUUCAUAGAGGAUAAGGAGAGCCAAUCCCUUGUCUCUAAGAUUCAUAAAGUUCUUCAGCCAUUGCUACUUCGGAGAAUCAAGGCCGAUGUCGCCGCCUAUUUACCUAAGAAGCGUGAAUAUGUGCUCUACGCACCGAUGACCAAAGAGCAGACCGAUCUCUACAACGUUAUCAAUGACAAAAAGACCGACACAAGAACAUAUCUGGAGAAUAAAGUUGUGGAAAGAUUGACGGAGACCUCCAAUACUCCGAAUAGCUCCAAGAGAUCUAGUCGGCAAUCAUCACGCGCAGCUAGCUCGCAUAAUGCUGAGACACCCCCUCCGCCUAUGAAUAAUGUCUUUACCAUGAUGAUGAGGCCAAAAAACAAAGCCUCGACCGAGUCUAGCCUGAAAACGAAGAAUUCUUCAGUAAUCUCGAAGACAGUUUCUAAAAGGAAAACGUCACCAACCAGUGAGGUGUCGGUAUCGAAAAGCGCUAAAUCCAGCCGACAGUCAACGCCGUCGAUUUCAUCAACGACUUCACGGCCUAGAGGACGCGCUCGAAAGAAUGUUUCUUACAAGGUACCAGAUGAUGUAGAUGAUGACAAGCUUGACGAUGAAGCUUUCGAAGACAUGUUGGCCAAGGAAUUGGAAGAUCAAGAAGAUGUUGACGAGGAACUCCAAGAUGAUGAUGAGAUGAAGCGAGCUGACACGCUCGAGCUGGCUAAGGCACAAAUUGCCAGUAAGAAGCUAGGAAAUCCGUUGAUGCAGUUACGGCUAGUCUGUAACUCUCCUCAUAAUUUCUACAAUCCCUGGGCUUACGACACCAGUGGGCCCGUCGACGAAAGCAUUGUGACCGCUUCUGGAAAGAUGCUUUUAUUAGAUCGACUAUUGCCUACAUUGUUCGAACGUGGUCACAAGGUGUUGAUCUUCUCGCAGUUCAAGACUCAACUAGACAUUUUGCAUGAUUACUGUUCCGAGCUUCGGAAAUGGAAUGUUUGUCGAAUUGAUGGAAGCGUAGCCCAAGACGAUCGGAGACAACAAAUCAAGGAUUUCAAUGAGGACCCUGAUUACAAAGUCUUUCUACUGUCUACUCGGGCAGGUGGUCAAGGCAUUAAUCUUGCAACUGCAGAUACCGUCAUUCUGUUUGAUUCUGACUGGAACCCACAGCAAGACCUCCAGGCUCAGGACCGAUGCCAUCGUAUCGGUCAAACACGCCCAGUCAUCAUCUACCGGUUUGCGACGAAAGGCACCGUAGAAGAAGAGCUCUUACUCAGUGCCGACGCAAAACGUCGAUUAGAGAAGCUCGUAAUCAAAAAGGGCGGGUUCAAGAACAUGAGCCAGAAGCUUGAUACAGCUGAAGAUAUCGAUAAAGAAACAUUGAAAGCCCUAUUGCUCAAAGACGGCGAGGUCUACAAGCACAGUGGUGGAGAUAAGAUACUCAGCAAAGAGGAUAUAGAAACCUUGUUGGACAGGAGCGACGCCGCGUUUGACAGAGCUGCUGCAGGCGCUGGUAAUACCGCCGGCUUUACGGUUGUUGAAACAGGCGCCGAUGGUAUAACGCAAGUCACCACUUCAUGA